AUGGCACAGGGAGGACAAGGAGGAGGGUUUCCCACAAGGGAGCUGGGAGAGAAGGGAUUUUGGGGGUUCUCAGGUUUCCGUGUGGAGGUGGUAUAUUUUGAGAACAGGAUGGAUCCUAGAAAUAGCAAUGCACACGUUGGUGGUAGUAGCCAUGCAGGGCCUUCCAGUAUGGGUGGCAAUAACUCUGACCAGGUGUUGCACAGUGUGGCACAACAAGCUAUGACAGAAAUUACCCAAAACAGUAGAGAACAGGGUUAUCCAUUAGAUGAUCAGGGUUGUACGAUCCAGCAGUUCACUAACCUGAGUCCUCCAACGUUCUUGGGGGGAACCAACCCUGUAGUUACUGAAAACUGGAUGCAAAAAAUUAAGAAAACAGUGACGGUGUUGCACUACACUGAUGAACAGAGGGUCCUCUUUACUACAUAUAAGUUGAUGGGUGAGGCUGAAAGAUGGUGGACAACCGUGAAGUUGUUAGAGGAACAAAGACAUGUACUAGUAGUCAUGACUUGGAGCCAAUUCAAGGAGAUAUUCUUUGACCGAUAUUUCCCUACCACUAUUAAAGAAACCAAGGUAGAGGAAUUCUUAAAUCUGACGCACCUGACAGUUCAGCAAUAUGCGGCGAAAUUUAUUGAGCUAUCGUGUUUUGCUUCGUAUAUUGUUCCAGAAGAGGCUAAGAAGGAAAGGAAGUUUGAGAGGGGUUUGAGGCAGGCAGACAGAGGGGUACUGGGAUAUAGAGCCAGAGAAAAAGGCCCACGCCUCCUGGGUUUUAGGAAGGUACUAGUCGGAGCCCAUGGAGAGGAGAUUGGUAUGGAAGAGGACAGAGGAAAAUUACGAGAAACCAUGGAUAUCAGGGUGAGCAAACUGGUCCUAUCUGCCCUAGAUAUGGCAAGAGGCACAUGGGAGAUUGUUGGGUAG
Malania oleifera is the source of this 915-nucleotide messenger RNA. RefSeq lists its product as uncharacterized. The transcript has 4 exons. Lineage: Eukaryota; Viridiplantae; Streptophyta; Magnoliopsida; Santalales; Ximeniaceae. Bases 1 to 915 code for a protein of 304 amino acids. The record is from RefSeq and is a predicted model, not a curated record.